AGGAGGGCGGACGGGCGUCUCUUUUGGGGGAAAGCGCACUCGCAUCAGGAGUUUAUUCCCAUUUUAUUAUUUUAUUUUUGGCCCGAUCCUCCUUUUCCCCCCCUUUUUACUUUUUCUACUUUCCCCUCUUCUAACAUGAGGAAGUAAUCCACGAGGAUCUCAGCAAGCAAUUCUGAAAGUUCCCCAAGUAGUUCGGACAGGAGAAGAGGAAGAUGCUGGGGUUAGAGGUCAUCGCACUGUGCUUCAUUUUUGGAACCUUGACACAUGCCCAAACCACAGAAUGCAACAAGAAGCAUGAGUGUCCAAUUGAUGUGUACUUCACCAUUGAUACAUCUGAGACCAUUGCUCUCCAAGAGUCACCCCCUGGAUCGCUGGUGGAGAGCAUCAAGACCUUCACAGAGACUUUUGCAGAGCGUUUAGAAAAUGCUGACUACAGAGGCCUUGUCCAGAUCCGCUGGGCCAUCGGUGGACUACACUUCUCUCAGAGACAACAAGUGUUCAGCAGUAUCGGACCCAAGGAUGCCUUCAUACAAGAGGUCAGGAAAAUCCGUUACCUGGGUAAAGGCACCUACAUCGACUGUGCCCUCACAAACAUGACCCAGGAAAUGCUGCAUGCACCCUCGGACCCAAAAGCCCUGCGAUUUGCCGUGGUCAUCACCGACGGCCACGUGACAGGGAAUCCAUGCGGGGGCAUUAAGGUGGCUGCGGAGAAGGCGCGUGAUGAGGGCAUCAAGAUGUUCGUGGUGGCUGCAUCGAGGAACGUUGAUGAGACAGGCUUGAGGGAGAUCGCCAACUCUCCAUCUACAGUCUUCAGAAGGGACUAUAUGGCUGUGGACCUGAGCCAGGGCAAAGCUGUUAUCCAGACUGAUACAAUUGACCGCAUCAUCAAGACCAUGGCCCAUACGGCAUAUGUAGAGUGCUAUAAAGUGUCAUGUUUGGAGACACAAGGGCCUCCUGGUCCAAAAGGCCACAGGGGACAAAAAGGUGCUAAGGGGGACAAUGGAGACUCUGGCCUGAAAGGAGAGAGAGGUCGCCCAGGAGACCCUGGUAUUGAGGGUCCCAUUGGCCAGCCCGGUGUCAAAGGUGAGCCGGGUCAUAGAGGCGAUAAGGGAGAGAUGGGAACUGAAGGAAAGAAGGGUGUGGCUGGGCUUUCAGGGCGCAACGGAACUGAUGGACAGAAGGGUAAAAUUGGACGUAUUGGCGCUCCAGGUUGCAAAGGGGACCCAGGUGACAAGGGUCCUGAUGGUCACUCAGGAGAUGUUGGUGAAAGUGGUCUACCUGGUACUGAUGGUGAAAAGGGAGAUGCUGGUCGCCCAGGGAGAUCAGGUCCCCUUGGCUCAUCCGGAGACCCUGGACCAAAGGGAGAGAGGGGAAGUCCUGGAGCACCUGGAUUUCCUGGACAGAAAGGAAACCCAGGAACCGCUGGGGGGCCAGGAGUAAAAGGGGAGCCAGGGAGAAGAGGAGAUUUUGGGCUAAAGGGCACCCCUGGACUGGACGGGCCAAAAGGAGACAAGGGUGAAAUGGGGCCAGAGGGCUUGAGAGGACUUCCAGGUGAAGUAGGAAACAAAGGAACAAAGGGAGACAAUGGUCUGCCAGGCCCCAGGGGACCACCGGGAUCGCCAGGAGAGUAUGGAAGAAAUGGUACACGAGGUGACAUGGGUGAUGCUGGCCCUAGAGGCGAACCUGGACUGCCUGGACCCAAGGGGGAUCUGGGAAGACCUGGUUUCAGUUAUCCCGGACCAAGAGGACCUUCGGGUGAGAGAGGAGAGAAGGGCAAUCGAGGCCCCAGGGGCAGCCGGGGGGACUGUGGUCCAAAGGGAGGCCCUGGAGAAAAGGGUACCCCAGGAGAGCCAGGUGAGACAGGGUCACAGGGUGAACCUGGACUAAGAGGACCAAGAGGAGAAGUCGGACGUGACGGAGAUCCUGGCCCCGAGGGAGAUCCUGGUCUCACCGAGUGUGAUGUCAUGAACUACAUCAGGGAGACCUGUGGUUGCUGUGACUGUGAGAAGCGGUGCGGAGCCCUGGACAUUGUGUUUGUGAUUGACAGCUCAGAGUCGGUGGGUCUGACUAACUUUACCCUGGAGAAGAACUUUGUCAUCAACACCAUCAACAGACUGGGCUCCCUUGCCAAGGACCCCAACUCAGAAACAGGUACAAGGGUGGGAGUUGUUCAAUACAGUCACAGUGGAACUUUCCAGGCCAUCCGUCUCAAUGACCCCAAGAUUGACUCUAUGUCUGCUUUCAAGGAUGCAGUGAAGGGCAUGGAGUGGAUUGCCGGUGGCACAUGGACCCCGUCUGCUCUGAAGUAUGCCUACGACAACCUGAUCAGGGACAGCCGCAGAGCCAAGGCCAACGUGACGGUAGUUGUGAUUACCGAUGGACGCUUCGACCCCAGAGAUGACGACUCUCUGCUCACCUAUCUCUGCAGUGAUCCCAGCGUGGAUGUUAGUGCCAUCGGGAUUGGGGAUAUGUUUGACCAGACUGAGGAGAAUGAGAGUCUGAAGAGCAUCGCCUGUCAGAGGGACGGCAGGGUGCUGGGAAUGAGACGAUUCGCUGACCUGGUCGCUGAGGAGUUCAUUGACAAAAUUGAGACCGUGCUCUGCCCAGAUCCAGUUAUUGUGUGCCCUGACCUCCCUUGUAAAUCAGAGCCUGCUGUGGCCAGCUGUGUUCAGCGGCCAGUAGAUAUUGUGUUCCUGUUGGACGGCUCUGAGAGGAUGGGCCUAGAGAACCACCACAGGGCCAAAGAGUUCAUUGAGCAUGUGGCCGACCGCCUCACUCUGGCCAGCAACCAAUCAGAUGAGAGGAAUGCUCGCAUUGCCCUGCUGCAGUAUGGCAGCCCAUCAGAACAGAAGGUGGAGUUCCAGCUCACACAUGAUAUGACAUUGAUCUCUGAUUCGUUGGCGCAGAUGACCUACAUGGACUCCUCCUCCUCUCUGGGCAACGCCAUCAUCCAUGCUGUCAACAACCUGGUGGUGGGCAGCCAACUGGCUCGUCGUAAUGCCGAGGUGUCGUUCGUCUUCAUCACCGAUGGCAUCACUUCCAGCGAAAACCUGGAGGAGGGCGUGUCCUCCAUGAGACGGGCAGAGGGCGUUCCCACGGUGAUCGCCAUGGGACGUGAUAUAGACCAGGAGGUGCUGCGUAAGGUGGCCCUUGGGGACAUGUCGGCCAUCUUCAGAGGCGAUGAUUACGCCAUGCUGUCCAAACCCUCAUUCUUUGAGCGUUUCAUCCGCUGGAUAUGCUAGUGAGGGACUCUGGGGUUCAAUGCCAUAGAAUUAGGAUGCAUAGAAUAAAAGAUGGACCUACUCCUUAUGUGCACAUGUGUCAAGCACAGGGCCCUCGUUGAAAUUGCUAACGUCAUUACUGCUAUAAAUAGGGCACUGAGAUUGAAACAUAUCACUUGAUAUGGAUUAAACUGUAGCUACUCUCCUCAAAACAUUCAGUGUGGGACCAAAUCAGGUUACAAACAUAAACGCGCGCACAGACGUACACCAUUACAUAUCAGUAUUAACAAGGGCGUUCUAUUCAUUUUAAAUCUAUCAUCAGCACUUCCAACCAAAGACACUCCAAGCAGAGAAGUGUGCAGAUAUUGAAUGAGUAAGAGUCAAAUUACAGGUCUUAUUUUGUGUUUCUUUUGUUUUGUAUUGGUUUUUUAAAUUGUAAAGUCUCUCUCACUUUGUCAGUAUUCACAUUAAAGGUGCUAAUGUAGAAAUCAAAGCUGUUCUAUCGAUCUGAAAACCUUUUAUAUGUCAAGUAAUAGUUUUUAUUACUGUAGUUUGUUCAGGUAACAAGACAAUCAUUUACAUGUUUUCUCCAGAGAAAUGUUCAUGCCCCAAAAUCAAUGUCAAAGUAAUGUCUUACUUGUAUACACGCACACACGCACGCACACACACACACAUACACACACGUGCACUAAUGAACAAAAGACAGACAAAUGUGUAUACAUGACGUUUAAUAAAACUGAAUGUGGUGAA
Molecule: messenger RNA, 3971 nt
Organism: Lampris incognitus (smalleye Pacific opah)
Lineage: Eukaryota; Metazoa; Chordata; Actinopteri; Lampriformes; Lampridae
Gene: col6a2
Product: collagen, type VI, alpha 2
Exons: 32
Coding region: 213-3242 (1009 amino acids)
Source: RefSeq, a predicted model, not a curated record